CGUCACUGUGUUGUAACCUAGCUAUUACAGCUUGAAAUGUUUAAUGUCGAAAUGCGGUUCCUUAUUUUCAUCUCUUCAUUGGUCUUUUUAUCAGGUCAAUCUAACUCUCAUUUUUGUGAGAAAAAUGUCCAGAAAGCUUGUGGAAUAUCACCAAUAGAUUUCCAUAAGUUCGUACUUCGUGAAGAUUUUCUGGAAUGGUGCGAAUUAUCUGAAGCAUACGUCGAAUGUUUGAGCGCAUACAAAAAUUCCUGUAAUUCUGAAAUAUAUCCAAAUCCAGGAGAGUAUGAAAAGGUGGUCAGUAGUAUAAACGAUAUCUGCGACAAUAACACUUUUAUCCAUAAAGUUCUUUUGCAAAGCAUGCCAUGCUAUAGAUACACAAAAAGCAGGCCUGAAAUAGUUUGUCCCUUACUUUCAUAUGGAGCCUUUUUGAGAUUCCUUCGAAAUGCGCUGGCUAACAGAGAAGACUUAGUACGUAGAAUAGAUGAAUUAUAUCUGCCUUUCAGCCCUUUUGACUGCCUGCAAUAUGUUUAUUUUGUCUCCUGCUACGCUGGCUAUACUGCUGCUGAAUGUACUAGUUUUGCCCCAAAUGCAACUCUGCAAAUCGAAAAUACAUUCCGUAUUGCAACAGAUGAACAAAAGUUUUGCGAUUUGAGAAUGUAUCGAGGACUCUUACCCAUCGUACAAGAAAUGAAUAUAGAAGAACCUGAUAAGCAGUCAAUGUUACGGGUUAUGGAAUAUUUUACAUCGAAAUAGUCUGAAAAGUUGCGAUUCCUACGAAACACUUUUAGAAUGACCUGUGGAGAAGUUCUUAAAAUAAAUACCUUAAAUUUUGUAUAAUUUACAAUAUCAAAUAAAAUUUGCAUACUUAUUUUCAAAUAUACAAUUGUUCCUCCCAUGUCACUAUGUUUAUUUUCUGUUUACUUUUAUUUAUUGCGUUAAA
This is a messenger RNA of Stegodyphus dumicola, 940 nucleotides long. RefSeq lists its product as uncharacterized. NCBI's taxonomy places the organism in Eukaryota, Metazoa, Arthropoda, Arachnida, Araneae, Eresidae. The record is from RefSeq and is a predicted model, not a curated record.